CGAAGAAAGAGAGAAAUUAGAAAAUUGUUUUUUUUUUCAUUCCGUUCCUCCCAUUCUUAGAUUUUUAUAAAAUUGCGAUGAUAUUCAUAUCACUACUGCUAACAUCUUUAGUUUUAACAUGUGCAGAAGAUAAUUCACAAGGAUACUGCAUCGCAAAUGAACAAUCGUGUGCCACACAACUUGAAGAGGAAGAAGAAAAAUUCAUAUUUUACGAUGUAAAUCCUCCUGAAGGUUUCAAUUUGAGGCGCGAUGUCUACAUGAGGUUCGCUAUAAUGAUGUCAGAAGCUAGAAAGCAGGGGAGGCGAAAAAAUUGGAAUUUGGUCUUACCUCCCUGGUAUAAUUUGUACCAUUGGAAAACUGCCGAUGUCUCCAACGAACCUUUGCCGUGGAGCAUGUUUUUCGACGUAGAAUCACUGAAGGCUUUCGCUCCAGUAGUGGAGCUACAUGAACUAUUUUCUAAAACCAAAAGAAAACAUUUUCAGAUCGACAGAUUGUAUGUGUUGCAAAAUUUUCCAAAUGCUUUCGAAAAUGGCGUUUUCGAUGACAAAUGGGAGAUCAACACACAUUGUGACUAUACGGCUAGUUUCUGGGGAUACAAGAACGUUACAGUCAAAGAAAUAGUAUGUGUCAAAUUCCAGGGUAUGAUAUCAAAGUUAUGGGAAGUUGUCAUGCAAAGUUCUCACAAGUAUGUGAUGUUUGCCCAUGGAGAGAUUCCCCUGCACGACAACUACGGUUCUAAAAGCUUUUGGGAAUGCAGAAAGAGUAUGAAAUUCAGCAAGAAACUCAUUGAAACAGCUAAAAAAUACAUCUCAGAGAAUCUUCACUGUGAAGGCGAUAUAUGUAGCACAUACAUCAGUGUUCACUGGAGGAGACAAGACUUUGCUAGAGCUCGUAAGAGAGACGUCCCAUCUAUAAAGGGUACUUCCACACAAAUAGAUAAAGCCAUCAAGAAACAUAACUCUGAUAUUGUAGACGUUUUCAUAGCGUCAGACGCACAAUAUUCUGAAUUAAUUCAGUUGGAGAAUCAAUUGAAAAAUUUGGGUUACAGAGUUCAUUUUUAUUCACCAACAGAAAAUGAUUUACAAGAACUCCGGGACGGCGGCAUAGCAAUUGUAGAUCAGAUAAUCUGUACACAUGCAGCUUAUUUUAUCGGCACCCAUGAAAGUACAUUUACAUUCAGGAUACAAGAGGACAGGGAGAUAUUAGGCUUUGAGAGUUCCACCACAUUUAACCGACUCUGCCCCGAUACCGGGAGAUGUGAGAAACCAUCCAAGUGGACGAUUGUCCAAUAACAGAUGGAAAAUACUUGAAGACAUCUGGUUCCACCUUCAAAAUUAAAGAAAAUUAUAAAGAAGAAGGACCACAGUGUAAAAAAGAAUAAAUAUUAUGACCUAACAAAUGAACUAACUAAAAAUGGCUAUGUAGUUAGUCUGUACGCCAUAGAAGUGAGUGCGAUGUAGAUCUUGUCAAAUGUGUCUACGCAGGAAGAACAACACGAGUGUUAAUCAAUUGUCAAGGAAUUCCCUUAACCCUACGUCCGUUGGUCACAAGUCCAGGACUCUGCUUGGAGUUUUGCCCUCUGCCACGUGAUUGACCCAGCACCUGCAUGGUGAUAUAAGAUAUUCAUCUCUACACUAGCUACUAUCAUUAUUAGUUCUGAAAACCAUGUACCCAGGGCAUAGAGGAACUAGAUAUGGAGAUGCAGCAAUACAAAUAUACAAAAAUUAAACAUCAACUCUAUAGAAACAGUUUUUAUAAACAUCUUCGUUUAAUGAUCUUAUACUUUGACAGAGGGACAAUAUCUAGGAAGGUGUGAGUCCUAUAUUAUAAUAACUAGCGGUCGCCCGCGACAUCGUCCGCAUGAAAGUCAAUGUAAACUUUCAACUACCCUACCCCUACGUUACCCCUACCCUAUCCAUUAAGGCUGCACACGCGGCGGAAAAAUCCAUCGCGGGAUUUGUGAAAAACUGAAUUCCAUGCGGACGAAGUCGCGGGCGCCCGCUCGUAUUAAUUAUAUUUCGCAAGUAAUGUACCUAAACCAAAGAAGUUUAUAGUUUUAAUAAAUGGUUUUUUUACAAUGACAUGUAUUUGGU
Messenger RNA from Bicyclus anynana (squinting bush brown), 2093 nucleotides. RefSeq names its product GDP-fucose protein O-fucosyltransferase 2 (gene pofut2). Gene Ontology annotation, biological process: protein O-linked glycosylation via fucose. The coding region runs from base 78 to 1292 and encodes 404 amino acids. NCBI's taxonomy places the organism in Eukaryota, Metazoa, Arthropoda, Insecta, Lepidoptera, Nymphalidae. The transcript has a single exon. The record is from RefSeq and is a predicted model, not a curated record. Gene Ontology annotation, molecular function: peptide-O-fucosyltransferase activity.